AUGACGAAGAUAAAAGAUAAAUUUUGGGAAUAUGCCGAGAAAUUGAAUAACCGUUUCAAAUGUAAGUACUGCAAAAGAGAUUUUCCUGGAGGAGUAGCAAGAGUGAAGUCUCAUUUAUCAGGUAUUAAAGGCCGUGACAUUGCUGUUUGUGCACAAGUACCUGAGGAAGUACAAGCAUCUGCUGUUAUUGCAGUUGGGGAGGCCGGUGUUAAUGUUAGUGGGACUAAAAGAGCUAAAUCAUCUAGUGGGAGUGUUGGGGAGAGCAGUGUUAGUGUCUGUGAAGAACCAAGAUUGCAACAAACUUCAAUACCUGCAAUGCUCAGCAAAAAGGAUAAAGAUGCGGUGGACAUGAAAGUAGCUCUUUGUUUCUUCUUGAAUAACAUUGCUUUUAAUGUUAUACAGACAACAGGGUUUAUUGAGAUGAUUAAGGCUGUUUCGGAAUAUGGUAUUGGAUAUUCAUUACCUAGUUAUUCUACUCUUCGAACUAAGUUGGUUGUCAAUACUAAAGCAGAUGUGGAAUGUUAUGUAAAUGAAGUCAAAGAAUCUUGGAGUUUAACUGGAUGCACCAUCAUGUCAGACAUAUGGACAGAUAUGAAAAAACGGUCGUUUAUAAAUGUGAUUGCUUACUCACCAAAAGGGGCAGUAUUCUUAAAAUCAGUUGAAAGAUCCGGAGAGUCGAACACAGGUUUAUUUAUAAGGGAGGUACUUUUACCAGUUAUUGAAGAGAUUGGUGCUGAAAAUGUAGUGCAAAUUGUGACCGACAAUGCUUCAAACUAUGGACUUGCUUGUAACCUGAUCAUGGAAGAGUAUCCCCACAUAAUCAAAUCAAAGUGUGCUGCUCAUGGAGUUCAAUUGCUGUUUGAGGAUAUAUAUGAUUCUGUUGAUUGGGUUAAAGAUAUUUUUCUCAAAGCAAGAAAGAUAUAUGACCAUUUCUAUAGGCAUAUCAUUCUUUUGGACUUAAUGAGAGAGCAUACCAAGAAAGAUUUGAGAAAGUAUUCUAAAACCAGGUUUGCGUCUCACUUUCUUAUGCUUCAAUCUAUUUUAGAUGUUGAAGAUGGUUUGAGAAACUUGGUCGCAUCGGUUGAAUAUAGAAACAUGUUGUACAGCAAAGGAGCUGUUGCUGACAUAGUCAAAGAGCUUAUACAAGGAACACCAUUUUGGGAGGAUGGGAAAGAGCUAAUUUCAGCAAUUGGUAAAGGUAUUACGGUUAGUCGACGGUGA
This is a messenger RNA of Papaver somniferum (opium poppy), 1221 nucleotides long. RefSeq lists its product as uncharacterized. Gene Ontology annotation, molecular function: DNA binding. Bases 1 to 1221 code for a protein of 406 amino acids. The transcript has a single exon. The record is from RefSeq and is a predicted model, not a curated record. NCBI's taxonomy places the organism in Eukaryota, Viridiplantae, Streptophyta, Magnoliopsida, Ranunculales, Papaveraceae.